This is a messenger RNA of Acanthopagrus latus (yellowfin seabream), 2289 nucleotides long. It is a transcript of the gene rrp8, whose product is annotated as ribosomal RNA processing 8. The record is from RefSeq and is a predicted model, not a curated record. The transcript has 8 exons. Gene Ontology annotation, cellular component: rDNA heterochromatin; chromatin silencing complex; nucleolus. NCBI's taxonomy places the organism in Eukaryota, Metazoa, Chordata, Actinopteri, Spariformes, Sparidae. Gene Ontology annotation, biological process: cellular response to glucose starvation; regulation of transcription by glucose; rDNA heterochromatin formation. Bases 207 to 1913 code for a protein of 568 amino acids. Gene Ontology annotation, molecular function: methyltransferase activity.
GUCAUCCACGUGCGCCUGUAAUUCUGUUUUGCUUCCUUCGCGCACAUGAGCAGAACCAACGUGGCUUUUGCUCUUGACAAGACAUUUCUGCAGAUGUUAACAGUCGCUAUCUGUUCGUUAAAGAAAACAUUAUUGAACAAACAAUAAAACACGCAGUCGGUGAAGUGAAGCAGUUUGUUUCGGCGCCUCGGAGACGAACAGUCAGCAUGUUUAAUGAGGAUGAAGACUGGAGUGACGAAGAAGACGCUCAGGCUCUGAGCAAAGCUGUCCUGAAGAAUACUCAGAAGAAUAACAGCAGCGCUAAUGUCAAGUCCAAGGCUGUUGGAAAGAAGAGCCUGCUGCGGACCCUGCAGACGCUGGGAUCAGUACCAGACUGGAAGAGUGACGACCAUCAGCAGGACAGUGACAGUGAGACUGAAGUGGCUCCGCCGCCCAGUAAGAGGAAGAAGAAGAGAAGGAAAAGGAGAAAACAAGCGGAGACGACGGGAGAGCAGCAGGAGAAUGGUGACGUAGAUCAGAGUUUAACUGGGGAGAAACCUGAAGCAAAAAAGAGGAAACAAGACAACAAAUUUGGGGAUUCGAAGGUAAAAUCCACAUCUGUGAGCGAGACGAAAGACAAAGAUGUCACAAAAUCUGCAAAGGUGGAGGCAAACAAACCAGUCAACACACACAAACUGAACAGACAACAGUGGAAAAACAAAAUGAAGAACAAGAGGAAAUGUAAAAAUAAAUACAGACAGGACACGCCUGAGGAGGAAGUAAAUAAAGGCAAAUCUGUAGAGAAACAUGAGCCAAAGGAAGAAGUCAAAACAGAGUCAAAUAGCAACAACACGGGUGAAAAAGUCCGUCAGACACCAGGAAAGAGAAAGGAAAAGCAACUGCAGAAAAGGAAAAAGACUGUAGUAGACACUGACAUAUCCUGUCCAGCAGGAACACAGACACCCAAAGAAGAAAAGCAAAUUCAAAAGGAGAAAAACACGAAAGAAGUUGAAACAGUUGCUACUGAAUCUCCUGUUGAUGGAUCCAGACAGGCAGCAGUGGAACCUGAAGUGAAGAUCACGGAUGAUCAGCACCAGCUUCCCAUGAAACAACUUAAACCUGAGCUGAGCAAAGAACAGAGCCUGAAAAAGCAGAAGCUGCGGAAAAUGCUCCACAGGCUGGAAAUGGACCGAAAGGAGAGUCCCGCAGAGACGAAAGAGGAGCCGGCGGCACCAGAAGAAGAAGAAGAAGAAGAGGUGAAACUGGACCGCUCUGCCUCCCUCAGGUUCCGCAUGGAGCAGCGUCUGGAGUCGGCCCGUUUCCGCUACAUCAACGAGGUUCUGUACAGCACGUCCAGCGGCGAGGCCAAGCGCAUGUUCAAGCAGGACCCAGACGCCUUCUGGGUCUACCACCGAGGAUACACAGCGCAGGUUCAGAGGUGGCCCGCCAACCCAGUGGAUCAGAUCAUCGCAUACAUCCAAACAAAGCCCGCCUCUCUGGUGGUCGCAGACUUCGGCUGUGGCGACUGUAAGAUAGCGCGCAGCGUGAAGAACAAAGUGCACAGCUUCGACCUGGCAGCAACCUGCAAGCUUGUGACGGUCUGCGACAUGGCCAACGUGCCGCUCCGGGAUGCCACGGUGGACAUCGCCGUGUUCUGCCUCUCUCUCAUGGGAACCAACCUGGCAGAUUUUCUAGCUGAGGCCAAUCGGGUCCUAAAGAUGGGGGGUGUCCUUAAAAUAGCAGAAGUGGCGAGCAGGUUCGAGAAUGUUCGGAGCUUCAUGACCGGACUGGCAAAUCUAGGAUUUAAGAUUGUGUCCAAGGAUGCAGAGAACACUCAUUUCUACUCCUUUGAAUUAGUGAAGAUGGGAAACGCUCCAGAAAAUAUAAAGACAUUUGGACUCCAGCUGAAGCCGUGUGUCUACAAGAAACGAUGAAGUCAUGUGAUGAAGACUUCGGGGUUUGAGACGUUCUCCAGCUUGGAUCGACUGUUUUUUCAAAACAGCAGUUGUACAUUUUAUGUAAAUGUAUCGUGUUUGCUGCAUUUUGAAGCCUAUACUUUAUCACAGAGUGAGCAGAAUUUCCUGCUUUAUUUGUACAUGUUUUCUAUAGAUAUACAAGUACAUGCAGAUUUCCUUCCAUUGUCUCUGGAUGAAGAUGAUCAGUGAAAUAACCCUGUGAGGAUGAAAACCUACACAGAUCAACAAUUUAGUGUUUUUUCUUAUUUUUUUUUUUAAAUAAGAGAACAAGUUAUAUACAUGUAAAGAUUCUCCUGAAAAAGUUAAAAACAAAAAUACACAUUUUUAAUAUGAA